Messenger RNA from Trichobilharzia regenti, 7980 nucleotides. The record is from the annotation of a GenBank genome assembly. Lineage: Eukaryota; Metazoa; Platyhelminthes; Trematoda; Strigeidida; Schistosomatidae.
AUGGAAUUAGUUUACCAUGAACUCUCGGCAGGCAAAGAUACGAGCCUGUCACAGGUUUUAUCAGCAUGGAGUAGACGUUAUGAGGAGAAGUAUGCUGUCCUACAACAACGCUUUUCCGGACAUAUUAAAGGAGUUGAUUUCCGGAAUACAGAUACAUCUAGGCCUAAGUCAGCGGAUUUAACUCAGCCGUCGUAUAAUGACUUUUUAGAAGAAAUAGAGAGUGUAUUGCAACUGAAAGCUAACCUUUCAGUUGAACUCGAAGCUUUACAGCAGAUUCGAUCAGAGUUGGAAGAUUCAGAAUGUAUGUCUGAGGUCCAUUUUCGACUGGAACGAGCGACGGAUAAUAAUCGGCGCCUGCAUGCGGCUCUACAAGCAGCUGAUGAACAAAUUACAGAACUGGUUCUUAGUAAACGGUUACUAGAAGCUCAGAUGAAUGAGCUGCGUAAUAGUCGAGAUGCAGAACUGGCUGAAGCAAAAGAACGCGUUCGGGCAGCUGAGCGUGCUGUUGUUGCAGCGACACGAAGUGCCACUUCCAGGAAUUCAGUUAGUAACAACGAAUCAUCGUGUUCAAUCGAACGACAGAAUAAUACUACUAAUUUCAUCCAACAUUCUUUGCCUACAACUUACAAGAAACCCUUAAAGGUUCAUCCAAAAAGUUAUACCACACUGACUGGAUUUUCUUAUGAUGAUUUCGACUCAUUGGAAGAAGAAACUGAUGAUGAUGAUAAUAAUAAUAAUACUGAAAAGCCUUCCUGUGAACUAACUCCAACAGUUGAUUCAAAACAAAAUGAUCCGAAACCUUUAGAAGAGAAAGAAAAACCAGACUGCAAAACAAUCCAGCCGGUUAUCACUAGCUCCAAUAAUAAUGUAGAUAAUCGGCCUAAUCAUGAAUCUGUCAUGGAGUCGUCAACGGAAAACUUUAUUUCAUGUAAAGAUAUUGAAGCUAUAACACCUGCCUCAUCUUCGUUAGUCUGCCCGACGUCGUCAAGUACUCCGAGGAAAUCAUUGCCUAAUGAAACUGUAGUCACGCCUUUCAGUGGUGUCAAUAUAUCCGAUUUUACUAGUGAUAUUAUAGGAUGGAGUAAUGAUUCCAAACCUACACCAUAUACAAAACAACGCGAAGCAGAAGCAGAAGUUGUAUCCAAAGCCGAAUAUUUAAAAUUAUUGGAUGAGAUGGAAGAGCUUCGUCAAGAAGUUGAUUCACUCCGACAAAAUGCUCAAUUGCUUCAAAUGCAUAAUAAUAAUAUUUCCAAACCAGAAGUCAAUGAUAAAGAACAGUUAGUAAGUGAUAAAAGGCCUUAUAAUCCCGGUUUAACAGCACAAUUGUUAGAAUUGAAAAAUGAGGUAGCUUCAGUACCUGAUGAUAUUCGUCCAAAUCAACCCACUAAUAUAUUAUUACCAUGUAUUCCUGGGUCAACUCGAUUAUACGACUGGUCAUUAAAUAGGAGUGACUCACAGGCAGACACUCGGGAAGAUUUGAAUAAAUCCGGUGAAUCUGAAAGCAGUACCGACGAAUGCACACCCGUCAAAGCUUCUUUAUCUCUUUGUGAUCAUUGCGUACAAUUGCAAGCGAAGAUUCUCACAUAUGAAGCUGUAAAUGCAGCUCAGAAAGACUUUGCAAAAGAAAAGUCAAUACAGGAAGUAAUUUCAAGUUCAGAGGCUGGCAUACAAUGCAAUGAAACAUUACAAGCCGUUGAAGUCUCAACAGAGACUCACGAAUCACAAUAUAUGUGUAAUGAUGAUGUAUCUACACAAACAGAUUUAGAGAUAAAAAGUGCUACAUCGUCUGUAUGUUCACAAACUGAUCUUGAUAUGACUAAGAUUGAUGAUCAAUUGAAAAGUUUCACAAUAGGUCUAGAAUUUUAUCACAAAAUGAUUGUGUCUAUAAUUGAUGUCAGUGAGAAAUUGAAACAUGCAUUGAAUACACACAUUGUUGAACAGUAUUCACUGAUGAAUAGUGAUACAUCAUCGGUUAGUGUUGAUGAUGAUUAUUAUAAUAAUAAUAAACAAGUACUUGGAGGAGAGAAACGAAGUGAACUAAAUGUUGAAUUUCUCAGUGAUUUAAUGGAGGAAUGUAACCAGCUACUCUCUACCAAUGUUCUUCUAUCCGAUUCAACGUUUUCAGAAUAUUUACAAACAGAUUGCCAAUCGCUAACGUUUACAGUCAGUCAAUUAUUGCCUGAAAUUGAUAAUCUUCUAAAACUGUGCCAAUUCAACCGAAGGGAACAAGUGAUUUCAUCAAAGAAUGCCUCACCUCAGUCAAAACAAGUGCAUGACAACACCACCUUUUCAAAAGAUGGAAGUGAUGAUAUUGAAAACACUGAAUUAGUGCGUAGCCUGCGUGAACAAUUGUCAACUGCUCAUCAAAUGUUAACUGAAAAGCUACCUGUGGAUACAAAGAAUGCUCUUCUUGAAACAAGUCAGAUUGUCGAAACAGAACGUAUUCAACUGCAAGCUGAAAUGGAUCGUCGUAUGUUAGAGUUUGAGAGAAAUCAUAAUGCAUCAGUCAUUGAAUUGGAAGCGAAUCGACGUGAUUUAGUUAAACAACUUGAAGAGAUGGAAGUAUUUAAUCGUGAAUUAAAAAAUGAAAUCUUUUCAGUUCAACAAAAACUUCAAGCUAAAGAAAGAUUUUUGAAUGAACAAACAGAAGAAAGAGAACUAGAAAGAGAAGAAUUCCGUAUUGAAUUGAAUCGUCUUAAAAAUGAACUGGACGCAAAAAAAUCUCAGCUUAUGUCGUACAAAUUAAUGGAAGCAGAUAAUACUGAUUCGUGUACAACACAAUUAGGCAUGAAAGAGACAACCCAGACUAAUUGUAUUCCAAAUUGGAUAAACAACAUGAAACUAGAGAAUUUAGUUCAAAGUGAAUCGGCUAGACCAAGUAUUCAGUUGUUUGUAAACUCAAAGUCAUGGAAUACAACAACACCACAAUGGAAUAAAUCAUCACAUGAUGAUUCUGAUGAUGAAAUUUCAACUGGAAAUGUAAAUACCACUGCAUCAAAAGAUCAGUAUAGAUAUACAAGCUGUGAAAAUAAUUGGCAACCUUAUACUACUGCUACUACUACUAUUCCACCAAUGAUUAAUAAUAGUAGUAGUUUUCUUGAUUCACGAGAUAAUACACCAGAUAAUGAGAGUAUACGAAGUUAUUCAGAUGAUAUUCGCAAAAAACAAACAACAUUAAUCGAUGAUUCAAAUGCCUAUUCACAGUAUGAGUUGAACUUAUGCGAUGCUUCUACACAGGUAUCCUUGGAGGAUGAAGAAAUAGGAUUUAAAUAUCAGUAUGCAAAGCAAACUACAAAUUUCACUAAUCAAUCCUCUGUGGCGAUUCAAACAGAUAUAUGGUCUGCAGUCACUGUUGACGCAGCCAGUGAAACUUCUAAUUCAUGUGAAGAAUUGGAUCUCAUUCAGUCGGAUUCUGACAGUACGGCUACAAAUAACCGAUAUACCACUCGUAAUUCUAGCCAACCGACACGAACUACAACUACCACACGAGUUCGUACGUUUAAUACAACUGCAGCUGCUGCUCUUCUUAGCCAUGUUAUAGUUAGUGAAGAAGAAUCAGUGGUAACUGUUGUAGACGAACCAGAAUUGUCUGAACCUUCACCUGUCUUUGGUGAUCAGCAGAACUCCCUUCAAGAUCGAAUCGCAAAAUAUAAACUAGAAAUUGACAACUUGAGGAGACAACUUGAAGCGCAUAGAAAGUUACAACAGAAUGAAUUAUUAAGUAUUGAACAACCAAAACACGACCGUGAUACACAGACUCUUGUACUAUGUCGAGAUAACUGUAUGCAAACAGUAAAAUUAAAGGGUAUAUUCCCUAAGUACGAAAGUUUAUCACUUCAGAUAAAGCACCACCGAUCUUUGCCAACCUUGCAUUCACCAUCCUUUUCAUCCCGUGCUGAAGAUACCGGCGUAGAAAUGUCUCAGGGUCUUGUAGACUCAGCAAGUAUAGAAUCUGUUUCACUACCAACAAGAAAAUCUCCUAUUGUUGAGGACUUGAUUUCUUUAAAGAGUGAUCACUGUUCUUCACCUGAAGAUGAAAAUCUACAAACUGUAAUAGGUUCUCCAAUGUCUGAUAAGGACGAUGAUAUGGAAGUAGAAAUUCCGGAGAUAAUAUUUUCAUCAAAUCAGGAAUCAGUAAAUCCAUCUCCAAAUACUGUACAGGAUGUCAACCACGAUACUCUUGAUUCUGUAGCACCGGGAACACUAAAUCCAGGCAGUGGGAAUACCGAUGAUGCAGCAUCUAUGGUACCAAUCUCUGAAGUGUCGAAAUUAAUUGAACAACUGACAGAUUCAGAGAUACUUAUUAAAACAUUGCGUAAUGAAAUUGAUGAUCUUACUAAAUAUCAAGUUGAAUUACAACAUGAUUACAAUACUGUACAUGAGAUGCUAGUAGAGCGUCAAAAUGAUCUUACUCGAGUUACAGAACAACUACUUGAAUCAGAGGGUAAGCUUAAAAGUCUUAGUAGUCAACUUGUAGAACGUAAAGAUGUUCUUUCGGAACGUGAUGAAGAUCUUUUCCUUCUUAAUGAGGAUAAAAAAUCAUUAGAGUUGAAGGUUACAGAAUUACAAUCUGAGAUUGAAGAAUUAAGACGUUUGGUUAAAUGUUACAAUUCAGAAAAUCAUGUGUUAUCAGUAUCAGUACAAGCUGAUCUUCCUAAUUCUCGGGCCGUUAUGGAUGAUAAAAUGAUUCAAGUUAUGAUGAUGCCUUCUCUGAUUGAUUCACAAUACCGUUCCACCUCUGAUGAAAAUAAGAAUAUGCUUGAAGAUACCAACUAUGUUUUGAAAGAAUUGACCAUACAGCAACAACAGCAACAAGAGAACGGAAUUCCUCAGCUAUGGGCUUCGUCUACUCCAAAAGAAGAGGAGUCACCUAAUUCGUCAUAUACGUCAACGGAGAAUGAUACACCUACUAAAACUAUAUCGGCUGAAUUAAAUACACUAACCAAUCGAUUGAGAGAAGAAAGUCUUCGACUGGCAACAGCAACUGCAAUAGCAACUUCUCGACAGCCUGUCUGUGAGCGACCAUCGACUAUCUUAGUCAACAAACCAGUCAACCAAACAGAAGAAGCUAUAAAAGUUGAAGCCGACACAGUGUCUUCUCCUUGGAUGAAUGAAAUUCGUGGAACCUAUGCUGAUCUGAAAGAAGCAGUCAGUGAAGUCUCCAAGAUGGUAAAUGACAAUACAUGGAUCAAAAAAGAACCGUCAGAUUUUGAUGACGCUGAAGAAUCAAUGAGAAAUUUUGUCAAUCGACUACUCGUUUCUUUGAGCAAAGCGCUGGAUUCCGAUGAAAAACUAUGGCUUUCUGCACUGACAACAUCUGUUGAUCAAACCUAUGCAAUUAUUCAAAAUAAGAUUGGGGCACAUUCAAAUUUAGUGGAACCACUCACUGAAGGCAUUCUCUGUAGAAUUAUACAACAGUUAACAGAGAGGAUAUCUGCGUUUAUGCGACGUGAAGAUGAGUUUCGUAAAUGCCUUGUAGAAGUUCUUCAUGUGGAAGAAGCUUCCUUCAAAUCGGAAUUGAAGACACAUAUUAAUCGUUCUGAUACAUUGGUGGAAGAGAUCAAUCGAUUGACUCAACUUGUAAGUUCAAGAUCAGAAGAAUUGGAUCAUGCUAACAAUCGAACCAAUGAAUUGUGUAGUCAGUUAGGUGAUCUAAAAGUUGAACUAAUUCAUACACAGCAUGAAUUACAAUCAAAGUCUAGUGAAGUUGAUAAUCAUCUAACAAAUAUUGAACAUUUAAGAUCACAAUUAUCUGAAGAAUAUGCUAAAACAGGGAGACUGCGUACAGAACUUGAAAGCCUUCAAUCAGCUAAAGUUCAAGUUGAACAUGAAUUGUUAUCUUCGAAUAAUUUAGUUCAAGAAUUGAAAACUUCACUGUCAAAUGAAAAGAGUCGAGCUCAAACUUUGAAAGUUGAACUGGAUCAGUUAUAUGACCAAAUUAAGAAGAAUACCCACCGCAGCCCAAUAUCUCGUUCAGCUGAAUACAGCAUUAAUAACGCCAACAGUAAUCACAAUAGUGUUAAUGACAGCAUGAUGGCAAAUGAAAAUAGAGCGCCUACUGAUAAUUCUUCUUCUUCUGCUUCAAAUCUUAAUCGAAAUAUUUAUCAGGCUAUAAAUCUUGCCACUGUUCAUUUAGCAUCUACUCGACGUGAUACAAUUAAAUUACAAAAUCAAGUGAAAGAAUUACAGACAACUGCUCAAGCUUUACGCUUAAAUCUUGCUGAAGCAGAACUACGUCUUAUGCCCACGUUAACAUCUUUUGUACCCGAUGCUGCUUUGAAUCAUUCAUCAUCAAAUGGAAUUCGUGAUUCACAGUGUUGUAUUCCUAAUCAAAGUACUGAAAAGAAUAAGAAGAAGUCAUCUGUAAAUAAUACAAAUCAAUCAGAAUUACCAAGUGCAAGAUUUGCCAAGUUGAAAAAUGUGUGUACAGAUUUGUUGUCACGUGUAUCAAUGGAUGAACACGGUAUUCAUGAGAAUGGUGAUGAGAUUGAUGAUGAUGACGAUGAUGGUGAUGAUGACGAGCAUGAUCAAUAUGCAAAUUCAUCAGAUGAUGAUAGUAUUGAAGAAAAUAUAUUCCUUGGAACUGGAAUUCUAAAUCCUCUAAUAAGUAGAAAUCAUCGAAAUAACGUGGAACAUGAUAAAAGUUUCUCACAUAAUAAUAGUGGAGUAUCAAUAUCAUCUACUCGUGAUCAAACCCAGAAUUACACUAGUACAUUAGAUAAACCAAGAAACAAAAGAAUUAACAAAGUUAGUAAUUCGAAUUACUCUGCUUCCAAUAAUCACUGUCAAAAAAUUGUGGAUUCAUCCUCUUGUAUUCCAGGAUAUUCAAACAAGUUGAAUAGUCCUAUACAAACUCUACCUAUUAUGACUACUAGCAUACUAUCUUCUUCGGGUCAGUUAGCUACAGCAGAUCAAACGAUAUCUGUGGAACGAUAUCGUAGCCUUUACACUCGUUGCCUUCGUGCAGAAAGUUAUCGUCGGGCGCUAUCUUUCCAAAAACGAUAUCUACUUCUUCUUUUGGGUAAUUUUCAAUGCUCUGAGGAUGUUGUGAUUGCAAAUCUUGGUUGUCCAGAAUCUCGAAUCACUCCACAAGUGGAUUCUGAGGAUGGUUUCCCGUCGAAAUUUAAUUCAAGUCCACUGCAUAAAUUCCGUACAGUUGGUCGCGUUGUUCAAGUAAUUUAUCGAAUGAAACAUUUGGUAAAUAAAUGGCGACGUGUUGGUAUACUGAAUAUUCCUUCAAUGCAAUCUACACCUUUGAAUAACACAGAUUCGCAUAGGAAUAGUGUACGCUCCAACUCCUAUCAUAUCACACCAUUUCAGUCUAAUUCACUUAAUCUUCAAACAGAUCAUGCAACUCGAACUAAUCGACAUUCAAUUGGAUCUUCACGGACACCUUUAAGAGAAUUAUACACUGAAGAAUCGAAUAAUAUAUCUGUAUCCACUUAUAGAAAUUCUUCCAAUAUCAAUGGAAAUGCCUAUUUAUCAAAUAAUCCAGUCUACCCUCCUAGAACAUCCUUAUCAUCAGCAGCAGCGACAGCAGUACAUGGUGCUGGUCAAGCUUCUCCUAAUCUUCAAAGUCCAUUUUUUGAUAAUCAUGCUGUCUCUACCCUCGCCUCUCAUAGAUGGCGUCCUCAUUCAUCAUUCACUCAAUCUGCAUUAGCAGCAGCAGCAUCAACAACAUCGAUUACAACGACAAAUCCUAAAGCAAUUCCAAUCUCUAGACAAGUGCCUAUUACAUCUAUCCCAGUCUGUACAACAGAUGUUUACCAUAAUCGUCCUACAGUAAGAAAUCAUCAAUCUUCUUCAUCUUCCUCCUCGAAUUUAUCAAUUGAAAAUCGACGUCGUAUUUCUACAACAACUUCAUCGACAUUUUGUAGAGUUGAUUCAACUCAAACACAUACCGUUCGAACUAUUAGUCAUAGUCAUCAUAAUAAUAAAAAUCAAAUGAAUCCAAUUCAUAAACGUUCUAGUUAUAGUUGA